This is a messenger RNA of Glossina fuscipes, 3249 nucleotides long. It is a transcript of the gene fray, whose product is annotated as serine/threonine-protein kinase OSR1. The transcript is spliced from 2 exons. Lineage: Eukaryota; Metazoa; Arthropoda; Insecta; Diptera; Glossinidae. The coding region runs from base 266 to 2350 and encodes 694 amino acids. Gene Ontology annotation, biological process: protein phosphorylation. Gene Ontology annotation, molecular function: protein serine/threonine kinase activity; ATP binding. The record is from RefSeq and is a predicted model, not a curated record.
AAUCCAGAAUUGCUUGCUACGUUGCUAGGCUUAAAUGGUUUAAUCGAAAUAACUGCUCGCUUUAGUUGAAAACAAGAUUUUGUGAUCGAAUGUUUCAAGUUUUAAUAACAAAUUUUUCAAAUCUAUUUUUUAAAUGCUUUUCAAUUUCAAAAUUAUAAAUUAUUUUAUUGAAUAUGUCGAACUUUUACAUACAAUUAUCGGAUACUUAAAGUUUUCAAUAACCGGCAGUAAAAAAAUUAUUGUUGCAGCAUAAAAAGAAUUCAAUAUGAAAUUGUUGGUGUUACGCUGGUUAAAAGAAAAAGUUGCAAACAUCAGUCAACAAACGGAAACGUUUAGCUCCUCUUUGAUAUCACAAAGCAAAAGCUAUACGAUCACCAGUUGUACAACGAAAUUUGGACUACAAGAAGUAGCCAUCGAAGCUUGGCCUAUUACAGCCUGUUACAAAUCAAGCAUCCGCGAAGAAAACUUAAACUUAAAUUUUUACAAUAAUUUGUCGAAAGAUUCGACAGUAGCGUUCGAGCAGCCUUUAUCGGUGAGCACGGAAAAUCCUGUAUUAAAGUUUCAGUGCCUAAAGGAGUGUCCAGAACGUUUGAAGAUUCACUUGCUGACAGGCUCUUCAAACGAAGAGACCGACGGGCACAUCGCAACUUUUAAUUUGGAGUAUUUUUUAUCGAGUUUCAUAUCUGAAAGCGAAAUGGCUUCGACAACCGGCACAAGUAGUGCAAGCAAUACUUCAACUAAUGAUAAGCAACCGUGGCCCAAUUCGAAAGACGAUUAUGAAUUGCGCGAUGUUAUCGGCGUGGGAGCAACAGCCGUUGUACAUGCAGCUUUAUGUUUGCCACGUAACGAGAAGUGUGCUAUUAAACGUAUCAAUUUGGAGAAAUGGAAUACUUCUAUGGAUGAGCUGCUUAAGGAAAUUCAGGCGAUGUCAUCUUGCAAUCACGAAAAUGUGGUAACAUAUCAUACGUCAUUUGUCGUGCGAGAAGAGCUAUGGCUCGUUUUACGUUUGCUCGAGGGCGGAUCACUUUUGGACAUUAUUAAGCAUAAAAUGCGUACAACUAAUUGCAAGCACGGAGUAUUCGAUGAAGCUACUAUUGCCACCGUUCUGAAAGAGGUGCUUAAAGGUCUCGAGUAUUUUCACUCUAAUGGUCAAAUACAUCGCGACAUUAAAGCCGGCAACAUCUUAAUUGGAGAUGACGGCACUAUACAAAUCGCAGAUUUUGGAGUAAGUGCCUGGUUAGCUACUGGGCGUGAUUUAUCGCGACAAAAGGUGCGUCAUACUUUCGUGGGUACACCAUGUUGGAUGGCUCCGGAGGUAAUGGAACAAGAUCACGGUUAUGAUUUUAAGGCUGAUAUAUGGUCGUUUGGCAUUACAGCCAUUGAAAUGGCUACGGGUACAGCUCCCUAUCAUAAAUACCCACCCAUGAAAGUGUUAAUGUUGACUUUACAAAACGACCCGCCUACUCUGGAUACUGGCGCUGAUGAAAAAGAUCAGUACAAAGCUUAUGGCAAAACUUUCCGCAAAAUGAUUGUGGAGUGCCUGCAGAAGGAGCCGUCGAAACGACCCACCGCCAGUGAGUUACUAAAGCAUGCCUUUUUUAAAAAGGCUAAGGAUCGUAAAUAUUUAACUCAAACGCUGCUAGCUUCCGGCCCCUCUAUGGAAACUAGAGUGCAUAAAGCAGCAAAAAGACAACCUGGUGCUUCAGGACGUCUGCACCGUACCGUUACCGGUGAAUGGGUAUGGUCCAGCGAAGAAGAGGACAAUGGUGGUAAACGUCACUCCUCCGAUUCUGAGACUGAUGAUCGGCCUAUUAAUCGUUUAGAGAGAGCCGACUCUUCGGACAGUGACCGGGAAGAGCAUUCGGAAUUUUCUGAGCCUACUGCCACUGCUUCGCAAGCGAUUAAUCAACAACAACAACAGCAACAACAGCAGCAACAACAACAGCAACCGCAACAAACGCCUGCCGUAACAUCACCCAUAAUGGCACAAGCUACAGAGGCCAUGGCUCAAAUUCCCAUGCCUUCUUCUAUUGAAAUGGCCGUUACUGGGGAGGCCCCUCCGGUUAACUUGGUAUUACGUAUGCGUAAUGUACGCCGUGAGUUGCACGAUAUACGCUUUGAGUUCGCAGUCGGUAAAGAUUCAGCUGAGGGUAUAGCUGCUGAACUAGUCGAGGCAGGUCUCGUUGAUCCACUUGACACUCAACCGAUGGCCAUUAAUCUACAUCAACUAAUAGAGCAAAGAGCUUCAUUAAAAACUGUUACGUUCCAAUUAAAUUCGGGUGUGCAGCCGGGUGAGGUGCCCGAUGAUCGUUCCCUUGUCGGUUAUGCUCAAAUAUCAAUAACAGACUAGAAUCGACUGGAGCCUGAGUACAAGCCGUUUAAUAUAGAAGCAUUGUCUUCAUAAGUUUGUUCAGAAAUGCCAAGUUGCGAAUUAAGUAGAAGCAAACAAAGCCUUAGGGAGUCUUAGCUAAGCUAAUAAAUAGAAUUCGCUCUAUUUAUGAAGGGAAGGAUAACAUCUGUUUUAUUCAAUAUAUAAUUUAAAAAAUCAUUUCAAAUUUUUCAUAUAAUUGUGUCUCGCUAUACUGAACAUAUACAUGCAUAGUUAAGUUAAGGUAUUGGUAAGUAAGUAACAGAUAAUAACCUACAAAAUGAAAUAUAAUAAAAACUUGCAAACAAGAAAACGUUCGAAAAAUACUACGUUUUUUUUUUUUUUUUUUUCUUGUUUAUGCUGAUAUCAAUAAUUUUUAACGUACUUUUUUGUGUGUUUGUAUGUGUGUAUGUAUAUGAGCUCGAGGAAUUAAUUAUUAUUUUUAAACAUUUUAUGGUAAUGUAAUGAUUUUUUGAAUGUAAUUAAUAAGUACUUACAAUAUUAUCGCUUCUACACUACAAAAGAAAGUAAUAAUAUAAUUCUGCAAACUCUCUUGAAAAUCUGGUUCCGAAUUUCUAAAUAUGAAUCUAUUUUGAAUUUAAGAUUACAGAUUAAGAAAACAACGACUAGAUAAAAAUCAAUAUAAAUUUAAAAAAAAAAAAAAAAAAAAAAACGCAAAGAAAACGCAAAGAGGACGAUUAUAAAAGUUACUACCGAUUUCUAUCUUAUCGAUUGUUUCCUAUUUUCAGCGUCUUUUUUUCCACCUUCCCAACAAGCUACUAAGGCCAGUUAUUUCAAUAAAAGCUAAGCUGAUCCUUAAUAUGUUUACUAUUUUUCAUUUCAACUUAGCUAAAUAAAUUAAUGUUGAUAAACAAAAAAAU